Suillus fuscotomentosus is the source of this 171-nucleotide messenger RNA. RefSeq lists its product as uncharacterized. The annotation marks the transcript as partial. The transcript has 2 exons. The record is from RefSeq and is a predicted model, not a curated record. NCBI's taxonomy places the organism in Eukaryota, Fungi, Basidiomycota, Agaricomycetes, Boletales, Suillaceae.
UCAUCGUACAAUGACUGCAUGUCUUGUCGCAUCAUAGGAAGCGGCGCGUUCGCUGCAACUGGCAUCUAUGCCCUGAGAAUGGCUCGUCCUAGUGCACCGGGGAGUAUAGUUGGCAAAAGAGUUAUGGGCGGGCUGGGAGUCUGUUUUCUAGUGGGGAGCGCUCUGAGGUGG